Messenger RNA from Pistacia vera, 1907 nucleotides. RefSeq names its product UDP-glycosyltransferase 73C3-like. Lineage: Eukaryota; Viridiplantae; Streptophyta; Magnoliopsida; Sapindales; Anacardiaceae. Gene Ontology annotation, molecular function: UDP-glycosyltransferase activity. Bases 189 to 1673 code for a protein of 494 amino acids. The transcript has a single exon. The record is from RefSeq and is a predicted model, not a curated record.
AUAAUUUAAGUAUAUGCAUGGUACAACCAGCGUGCAGUCGCCAGCCCAUAAAUUCCCUAUUUUUAUUUUUAUAAAAAAAUCAAAUUGAAUGGUAAUCCUUGGAAGAUCAGCAACUUGACUACAACUAUCCAAACCUCAAAUAACUUAUAAUUUAUCACAAUUUCUCCUUCAACUUCAACCCAUUUGACAUGGCUUCACAAUCAUUCCAUCAUCAACUUCAUUUUAUUCUCAUACCUCUAAUGUCUCCCGGCCACCUUAUUCCCGUGAUUGACAUGGCUAAACUUCUGGCUCAACAUGGCAUCAUCGUUACAAUUGUCAGCACUCCCUUGAACACCGUUCGUUUCAACUCCAUCAUCCAACGUGCUGUUGAAUCUGGCCUCUCCAUCCACCUUCUGCAGCUUGAUUUUCCAUCACUUGAGGCUGGUUUGCCUCCUGGAUGUGAAAAUAUGGACAAACUUCCUUCACGUAACUUGAUCAAGAACUUUUAUCACGCCGCUAACUUGUUGCAAAAACCUUUUGAGGAGUUGUUUGACAAAUUACAGCCCCGUCCGAGCUGCAUAAUAUCCGGUAAGAAUCUUCCAUGGACCGUUAAUACUGCUUGCAAGUUUAAGAUUCCAAGGAUUUUUUUCGAUGGAAUGGGUUGCUUUUCUUUUUCCUGCACACACAAAUUGGAGGUUUCUAAAGUACAUGAAACUGUCUCCAAGUGUGAGUCCUUUGUGAUACCUGGGUUGCCUCAUCGUAUUGAAUUAACCAAAGCGCAGUUACCUGAAAAUCUGAAUCCGGGUUCGGAGGACUUGACAGAAGUUCGUGACAAACUCCGAGCAGCUGACAAUACGGCCGACGGGAUUGUGAUUAAUACUUUUGAAGAGCUGGAAACGGAAUAUGUCAAAGAAUAUAAAAAGGUUAAAGGUGAUAAAGUCUGGUGUAUUGGCCCUGUUUCAGCCUGCAACAAGUUGAAGUUAGAUCAGGCUGAGAGAGGUGAAAAGGCCUCCAUGAAUGAGAAAAAAUGUUUGCAGUGGCUUGACUCGUGUGAACGUGGCUCAGUUAUUUACGCAUGCCUUGGCAGCAUAUGUGGCCUCACUGGUUGGCAACUUAUUGAACUUGGGUUAGGCAUAGAAGCAUCAAAUCAUGGAUUCAUUUGGGUGAUAAGAGGGGGAGAAAAAUCAGAAGAGUUAGAAAGAUGGAUCCUACAGGAAGGAUUUGAAGAGAGGACAAAAGAGAGAGGACUUUUGGUUCGAGGUUGGGCCCCUCAAGUAUUGAUCUUAUCUCAUCCAGCAAUUGGAGGAUUCUUAACACACUGCGGUUGGAAUUCGACACUAGAAGGCGUGUCUGCGGGGGUGCCAUUAGUGACUUGCCCAUUGUUUGCCGAACAGUUUUAUAAUGAGAAGUUGGUUGUGCAGGUACUGGGGAUUGGGGUGUGUGCGGGAGUUGAGGUUGCUGUGACAUGGGGACUUGAAGACAAGAGUGGGUUAGUGAUGAAAAGGGACAAAGUAAAAGAAGCUAUAGAAAGGGUAAUGGAUAAAGGUGAAGAAGGAGAAAAGAGAAGAAAUAAAGCAAGAGAGCUUGGGGAGGUGGCAAGAAAUGCUAUUGAAAAAGGUGGAUCUUCUUACCUCAACAUGGAAAUGUUAAUCCAAUUUGUGUUACAACAAAUUAACCCCAGCCCAUCGAUGUAAUUCCAAUGAUUGAUUGAUUUACUUUGCUUAAUAAUUUUUUUUUUAGCAUUUUAUCGAAAUGUUCAUUGUUUGUUCAAAGAAAUCUUCAACAACUAUAUAUAUGCUGUGCCAUCUGGCAGUCAUUAAUCUGUGAUCUCCAACCACCAACCGAGGACUAUAUAUGGAAUGAAUGAGAGAAACCCACCUAGAAUAUGACAACGGCGAAGGAGGAUUAAUUAUAGUAUUCUAUGUGUA